UCAAUCAAGUGAUGACGGUAAUUCGGAAAAGUUAUGAAAGCGGCAUGUUCGGUAGCUUCUUGUCCUACAGGGUUCUGUUACUUACCGCUGGGUUUGUAUUGAUCUAGUAGCUAAAUCAGAAAACAUACCCCAGCUGGAGGGGUUAUUUUAAAAUAGUACAAAUAGUUUAAUGGUGGUUGUGCAUUUGAGUGUUUACGAGAUACGUCAGCUGAGAGCUAGUAGCAUUUAGCUAACGUGACAUUUAUUCAAGGUGUGUGCAAAACCUCCAGAUGACACAUUCUUUUCACUGGUAAGUUUCUACUGGAAAAUCCAUCAUCACAAUUACAGAACAUAAAUCUGCAGUGGUUGAAUAAGCCCUUAACUCGUAAUGCACAACGACCUGUCUCCUCACCUGCACACAGAUGAGUGCAACGAACUAAUAAGUCUCCUAAAGCAGUGCCACAAGGAGCACAAUUUCUUGAAGUUCUUUGGCACAUGUAAUGAUGCAGACCGAGCAAUGCGUCACUGCCUGAAGAAAGAGAGACUGGCCAAGCGGGAACGCAGCAAACAGCAUGCACAAGAAAUGAAAAAGAAGCUGAAAGAAGGACCCAAAGAGCCAGUUUAAAAUAAUUUUAGAAAACGGUGCAUCAAAUAAACAUGAGACUGUACACAAAAGCUCGGCUGCUGUUUCUCUGUCGCCACAAAUAAGGGGUUUGUGGUUUAUAUCAGCAUUUACAACGUGAUAUGUUUAGAUUGGUUGAUGCUAAAUGACUUCUUUGUUAUUUUAGUUACAGCUGCAUCAUCAGUUGUAGUAAUACUCACAAGAGAACUGCAGAGCUGGCAAAAGGGAAAUGUUUUACUGAGGAUCAUUUUAAAGAUAUUCAAAUAUUUGUAACGGGCUCAGGUGCAGAUUUGCUUAGAAAAGAAAUGAUAGAUUGACUUAGCAGAGCUUAUUGCUCUCUUGAGUGCCCUGAUUGAGAUGGAUAGAUGAAUCAUCAGUGGGAGGUUACUCUUAUUGUAAGAUAAUAUACCAGCAGGGACGGAUAAAGCCUAUUCAUAUCAUUAUUUGCUACACAUUUUCUGUUUACUUGCACUGAAUAAAAGUUGCAGUGCUGGCAUGACGGUGAGGACGAUUAAAAUUACAUUCACAGAUGUCUUCCAACAACUAUUAGUGUUCAGAUCAGUUUAGUUGUGGGCAGAACCCUUUUAUCCUGUCUGGAGUAUUGUGGUAUCAGUCAACUCUUCAUGAAAAAGGUGCACGUUUGUUUUUGUUCAACGGGCAUCAUUGAGCAGGAUCAUUAAAAUAUUCAGUUUUUGGGUAUUUUUAUUUAUUUUUGCCUCUUUCUUUUUUUUGACAAAAGAUGGAAUUUUUAUAUGUAAAUGAAGUAAAAUUCUCUCUAAAACUUACGAAACAGCUAUUUCUAUAAGUUUGUUAUAUGUUGACCUAUUCAUUUUAUUUAGUGUUCUAUGACAUUUCUGACACCAGCCUGGUGGGGGAAGAUGAAAUUGUUAAUAGGAAUAAUAAUAAUUGUGUUUCCCAGUCCUACUCGGGUCACGCUGCUCUGGAAGGUUUAGAGGUUUAAGUGAAUGAAUGUGUCCACUAUUUGUUAUAAAGAGGAAAUAAACAGAUGAGAGUAAUUUUGUAAAUAUAUAUUUUUCAGGUCUUAUUGAGUGGAAGUAGGUGUUCUAAAAGCACAAAAAUCUAAAGUGAUACAUUUCAGUAGCCAGGACAUGCACCACUUCCCAAUCUGUAUUGCACUGAAACCUUACACCACAUCCUGCAGGGGAGCGAUCCCAAGUUCAGGCUUUGCCCAGCCAAACCUCAAAGGCAAAGAGCCAGACCAGCAAGUAUUUUAUACAGGUGUAUAGAUGUUUAUGUUCCACAUGCUUAGUCACGUUUAUGGACAAUUAGCCUAAAAAAUCUGCAGGAGGCAUCCUACUUCAGGUUUUUGGAUCACUGGGGCACUCCAACCCCAUCCAGCAUGAAAAAGUAGCUCCAGCCUAAAUGUGGAUGCUGUGCUGGUGUGUUAUGGUGCAGAGAGAGUAGAGUCCAAGGCAGGAGCAGUGGUUUCCAGUCAGUGUUGUUCAACACCAGACAAAUGGACUUGUGCAAAAAAAAAAAAACCCCAAAAAAAAGAGCUAAAGUGGUAAAAAUUCUUCCAGAAAUGGGUUUCUGAGUUCAGUCUGACGGCUAAAAGGAAGAACAGUUUCCCGGGAGAGGCUGAUGAUGAGUUGCCUCGCCUCUGGAUCAAAGGGAACCAUUAGAGGUAGUUUAGGUUUUUGGUGAGGCUGCCUUUGUGAGUGGGUGCUACAGAUAUAAUCUACUGGGAGGAGGCUGCAGCGCUGACUCCGGACUUGUUGGAAAGCUGAUAUCACCGAGCUGACCUGUAACAGACCCCCCGAAGACAUCCUAAACACCUUCUCAAACCAUAGACCCUGUGACCUAGUCCAGGAUUGUCAGUGCAAAAUGAAGCAAAUCCUAAUUUGAGGUGUGAAAAUGCAAAGAAAAACACAGUAAAAGUACUGGCUCUUUAUUGGAGCAGCUCACUCUAACCAUCACAAUACGAGUUAGUUUUGGACAGGUUUUAAAGGCACAUCAAAGUGUGCUUUCAGACAAUGUUGGCUAAAAAAAGCAGGAAUGCUGAUAUAAAGCAACAGAAACAUGUUCAGAGUUUUUCCCCAAUAAAUAACGGGACAAAGGGUUUAAGUAGUUGAAGAUGAGACGGGAAACAAUAUCUUACAAACAGUUCAAAUGAUUAUUUUCUAUAUUUCAGGUGAUUCAUCUUAAAGACAUAAUAAAUACAGGAAUAAAUACACUAAACCCUUUUUGUUGGAGGAUCAAUGUGAUUUUCUCUCACUGAUCCUUCACAGUAGUCACAUACAGAUCUGAUUUUUCACUAUUCUACAAAAAAAAAAACAA
This is a messenger RNA of Nothobranchius furzeri (turquoise killifish), 2899 nucleotides long. It is a transcript of the gene cmc2, whose product is annotated as C-x(9)-C motif containing 2. Lineage: Eukaryota; Metazoa; Chordata; Actinopteri; Cyprinodontiformes; Nothobranchiidae. The record is from RefSeq and is a predicted model, not a curated record. Gene Ontology annotation, cellular component: mitochondrion.